Messenger RNA from Panicum virgatum (switchgrass), 1766 nucleotides. RefSeq names its product ABSCISIC ACID-INSENSITIVE 5-like protein 2. Gene Ontology annotation, biological process: positive regulation of DNA-templated transcription. Bases 781 to 1473 code for a protein of 230 amino acids. The transcript has 3 exons. Lineage: Eukaryota; Viridiplantae; Streptophyta; Magnoliopsida; Poales; Poaceae. The record is from RefSeq and is a predicted model, not a curated record. Gene Ontology annotation, molecular function: DNA-binding transcription factor activity. Gene Ontology annotation, cellular component: nucleus.
CCGCAACAAUCAACGGGCCAGGCACGGGCCGUGAUUUUUGACCCAAAACCCGACCCAACCCGAAAACCCCGACCCAAAUGCCAAAAAACCCGACCCAACCCGAAAAAAACCCGACCCGACACGUCCGCGCAGGGUGCACGGGCCAACCCGAUCCGACCCGGUGAUAGGUACGGGUCGGGCGCAAACCAUCCUAUGCGACCCGUGACCCGACCUUGACCCGACCCCACGUUUGGCCAGGUCUACUCCCCCCUCUCCGUCUCUCGCUCGCUCCUCUCGCUCCCCCUCUCAGUUCUCACCUCACACCUCACUCUUUUUGGAUUCUUCUUCCCAGGCAUCGCCUGUCUGACCUCAUUGGCCCAAGCCCACCUCCCCCUUUGUGGAAUCCUAAAUUCUUGCCUCCCCUCUGCUCCUUCCACCUGCCUCCCCAACUAGGGAAAGGAGCAAGCAAAACAACUAGCUGCAGCCAGCUAGCCAGCCAGAGCCCAGAGCAGCAGCCGCUCCCACACCCGCCGCACGCUUCUACUGGCGGGCCUCUGCGAUCCGUCGUGUGUAUGCGCGCCGCUCUCCCCUCCUCGUCGCCGCCGCAAGAUUCUCCCGUUCUUGCCAUGCGCCGUCGUCAGAGGUUCCUCCUGUCAGUCAGUCAGUCAGUGCCACCUGUGUUCCGCGAUGAGGAUUGAGGAGCGCGGCCUUUGUGGUGCUGAACUGCUGAUCGCGCGCGCGCAUUUUCUGCAGGUGUGCAUGGUGAUGAUCGCGCGCCGGAGUAGGUAGGCAAGCUGGUGAAUGGGAGCCAAGGCAAUGUCGUCCCACGGCAGCGGCGGCGGCGGCGGCGGGGCCGCGUCGCGGCAGGGCUCGGCUUGCAGCCUCGCGUUCGGCGACGCGGACGCCCAGCCGCACGGCGUCAACCUGGACGACCUCCUCCGCGCGGGGCGGAAGACGGUGGACGAGGUGUGGCGCGACAUCCAGGGCGCCGCGGCCUGCCCGCGGGCCCAGAUGACGCUGGAGGACUUCCUGUCCAGGGCCGCCGGCGCCGGGGGGCGCGGCUGGGCGCACCAGCUGUACCAGCCGGCCCCGACGCCGCAGCUGGGCCAGCACCACCACCCGGCCGUCGGGCGCCCCGUGCCGCGGCCGCCCGGCGUGGGCGCCGGGCCGCCGGCGCUGGACGCGCUGUACUACGACGGGCACGAGGGCGGUGCCGCGACGGCGGCCGGCGGGAAGCGGGCCGUCCCCGAGCGCGGCGUGGCGGAGAGGUCGAACGAGCGGCGCAAGAAGCGGAUGAUCAAGAACCGGGAGUCGGCGGCGAGGUCGCGCGCGCGGAAGCAGGCGUACACCAAGGACCUGGAGAUCAAGAUCUCGCAGCUGGAGGAGGAGAACGAGCGGCUGCGUGGCCACAAGGCACCGGAACCGGUAGUGCAGCAUGUGCCGCCAAAGGAGGUGAAGAAACAGCUCCGGCGGACUAACUCGGCCAACUUCUGAUCAUGUUAAUAGUAGUAGUCAACUGUCCUGGCAGUAGGGUUUGUUCAAGUUAUAACCUCCCUGUUGGGAAUACCCAGCUAGUAAGUAGUAAGAAUUCUUCGAUGCAGUCCCCAACUUGCAGCAUCGAUUUGGGUAUUGUUGCAAACCAUUGUACCCCGACCAUGUAGUUGUUGCGGCAAACUUGCCAUCUAACUGAUCCGAUGAUUUCUGCAACCUAUAAUUGCAAGUGUUUAACAGAUAAGCAGUUGUGCUGUAUGAUCACCCAAGGGGGAAAAAUGCGGCUUCCUUCUAUC